UUGGCCUAAUGAUAAAGAACCAAAAUUUGCUCUUAUUUGCUUUCUACUUUAGUCUCCUCGGUGAACUAAGUGGCCAAGGUGGUGGCCUUGGACCUGCGGUGGACGGCGAAGAGGUUGGUGUUGGGUUAAUCGUUGAUAUGGGAUCGAGGGAGGGGAAAGUUAUCCAUGGCCGCGUUUCCAUGGCGAUUUCCGAUUUCAAUAGCUUUGGUAGGGACAACCAAAUGAGGAUAGUUCUCCAUACAAGAGACUCCAAAGGGGACCCUUUGCUUGCUUUAUCUUCCGCUUUUAAUCUCAGGGAAAAUAACAAAGUCAAGGUCAUCCUCAUUACGCAAAAAUCAACAUUGUCUUUGUCUGAAUUUGGGAAUUACACCAAAAUUCCGGUAAUCCCAAUUUCUGCCCCAUACUUGAUUCAAGUUCCACCACAUGACCAUGCCGAAGUGAAAGGAAUUAUUGCUUUCGCAGAAUUACAUAAAUGGGAAAAGGUUAUCCUCAUUUACGAAGAUCAUAAUGACAAUCAUUGGAGUGAUUUCUUUGAAGAGAAAAAGUUUCAGGUUGCAUAUAAAAGCUCAGUGGCUGCUUCAUCGAAAGAUGAACACAUAAUUGAAGAGCUUCAUAGGCUCAAAGCAAUGGAAACUUCGAUAUUCCUUGUGCAUGUUGAACCUGUCUUAGCAUCUCGUAUUUUCGUACACGCGAAAAGGCUAGGAAUGGCUAGCCAAGGGUAUGCAUGGAUCGUGACUUCUAAGAGCAUGAAUCACUUGCACAAUUUGAAAGAUCGUUCAUCGAUGCAAGGAUUCAUUGGUUUCAGGUCUUAUAAUAUUACAGAGUCGAAGGAGUUUGAUAUGUUACAACUGAUGGACUUCAUUACUCAAAUGGUCAAUUUCGAAAUAGUGAAUGUGUUAGGUACUGAAGGGGAAAGAAGAGUUGGAUUUUGGACAGGCAAAUUCACCAACAAAUUAUCACACGGGUUUGCCCAUGGAAGGCAUUUAUUUUCAAGCUCCGGCUUCGAAACAAUAAUAUGGCCUGGUGGGACAUCAACCAUUCCCAAAGGUCGAAGGAUGCAAACGAGCACCAAGACCCUAAGGAUUGCUGUUCCAAAAUCAAACGGGUUCCCUCAAUUGCUGAAAGUGGACAUUGAUCUUCAGACCAAUAUCACCUUCUCCGGUUUCUGCAUAGAAGUUUUCAAAGCUGCAAUGGCGGGUUUGGAGCAUCAGGUGCCGUAUGAGUUCGUCCCCUUCGAAUAUAAUACGACACACAUCGGUGAGGCGUAUAGUGAUCUUGUCUACCAAGUAUAUCUCCAGAAGUACGAUGCUGCUGUUGGGGACAUAACGAUCACAUCAAGUAGAUCAUUGUACGUGGAUUUUACUUUACCGUUUACCGACAUGGGGAUCGGGAUGGUUUCUCGGCUAACCCCAAAGGAGAACCAAAACUUGUGGAUUUUCUUGAAACCACUCACACCAGGUCUUUGGCUUACAAUUGUUGGAGUUUAUGUCUUAUCAGCUUUAUUUAUUUGGCUGAUUGAACGCCCUGCAUCUGUUGAACAACAAACCCGGCAAUCAAAUGGGGAAAUUGGAAGGAUGUUUGGCUUCUCCUUCUCUAUCUUUGUUUUUGCACAUUGGGAGAAAUUAUCGAGCAACUUGUCGAGAUCAGUAGUUGUUUUGUGGGUGUUUGUGCUGUUCAUAUUGGGCUCGAAUUACACCGCCACUUUGACAUCAAUGAUGACGGUUCAACAGAUUGAAUUCAACUCUGGGAAGAGCACCGUAGGACGUGGAGCAGGUCCUGUUGCCCAAGAAGCUAUUGGCAAUCCAUAUUUCCCGAAUUCACAUUCAAAAUCUAUCAGGCUUACUUCACUCGAAGAAUAUGUGAAGGCUUUAUCGGAAGGAAGUAAAAAUGGUGGAGUCUCUGCGUUAAUCGAGGAGAUGCCAUACAUCAACGUCUUCGUAGAAAAAUAUCCUACACGUUUUUCCAAGGUCGGCCACGUCAUGCCUACCACCAAUGGCUUUGGCUUUGCAUUUCGAAAAGGUUCACCCAUAGCUCAUGACAUAUCAAGGGAAAUUGCAAAACUAAGAGAAGACGGGACGCUUCAAAGGCUUGAAAAUGAGUGGUUCAAAAAUCCGAUCAUUGAUUUUGAUUCACGUAAUACUUCGGACAGUGUGAAUCCACUUACAGUAAGGGAUUUUGGAGGCUUGUUCUUUAUUAACGGAAUUUUUUUAGCUAUAACCUGUUUCUUGUUCCUCACUUCUUUGCUUUACAAAAACAUCCAUGUUAUGAAAGAAUGGGGACGACUUGUGAAACAGUACAUUUGCAUGAAAAUAUUCAAAAACAAAAGAGAUGCCAAUGCGGUACAUCCAGAGUUGGAUAAUUUAUGAAGUUCAUGAACCUUAUUUGUAAAUUCCAGUAAGUUGUACAAUUUUUUUAAAGAAUAUUCUCGUUACUCUUUGAGGACCUUUGUUUUC
Gossypium raimondii (Peruvian cotton) is the source of this 2453-nucleotide messenger RNA. RefSeq names its product glutamate receptor 1.2. The record is from RefSeq and is a predicted model, not a curated record. NCBI's taxonomy places the organism in Eukaryota, Viridiplantae, Streptophyta, Magnoliopsida, Malvales, Malvaceae. The transcript is spliced from 5 exons. Gene Ontology annotation, cellular component: plasma membrane. Gene Ontology annotation, molecular function: glutamate-gated receptor activity. The coding region runs from base 9 to 2366 and encodes 785 amino acids.